This is a messenger RNA of Asparagus officinalis (garden asparagus), 1213 nucleotides long. RefSeq names its product peroxidase 4-like. The coding region runs from base 22 to 996 and encodes 324 amino acids. The record is from RefSeq and is a predicted model, not a curated record. The transcript is spliced from 4 exons. NCBI's taxonomy places the organism in Eukaryota, Viridiplantae, Streptophyta, Magnoliopsida, Asparagales, Asparagaceae. Gene Ontology annotation, molecular function: peroxidase activity; heme binding. Gene Ontology annotation, biological process: response to oxidative stress; hydrogen peroxide catabolic process.
UUGACUUAUUAAGAUCAGUUAAUGAUCACAAUGGCUUCUUCGUUCUUCGCGUCGUUUGCUCCUAUUGCCUUGGUGUUCUUUCUCUUGCUGGGGAACUCCUCAGCUCAGCUUACUACGAACUUCUACUCAACUUCAUGCCCCAAUCUCCUCUCCACAAUUAAGCCGGUAGUUCAAUCAGCUAUCUCAAAUGAGACGCGAAUGGGCGCCUCACUCCUUCGUCUCUUCUUUCAUGAUUGCUUCGUUAAUGGUUGCGAUGGAUCGUUGCUCUUAGACGAUACUGCAAACUUUACAGGGGAGAAAACCGCAAAUCCAAACAGUAACUCAGUCAGAGGAUUUGAUGUGAUCGACAAUAUCAAAACCGCAGUGGAGAAUGCAUGUCCUGGUGCAGUCUCUUGUGCCGAUAUCCUGGCAGUGACUGCUAGAGACUCUGUGGUCAUUCUUGGAGGGCCAACUUGGAAUGUGAAAUUGGGAAGAAGGGAUUCAAAGACUGCAAGCUUAAGUGGAGCUAACAAUAAUAUUCCUGCUCCAUCUCUAAGUCUUAGUAAUCUCAUCUCUAAGUUUUCAGCUCAGGGUCUCUCAACUAAGGACAUGGUUGCACUUUCAGGUGCGCACACAAUAGGCCAAGCCAGGUGCACAAGCUUCAGAGCCCACAUCUACAACGACACCGACAUCGACUCCUCCUUCGCCAACUCCCUCCAGUCCAACUGCCCCGCCACCUCCCCAUCCGGCGACAACAACCUCGCCCCCCUCGACCUCCAGACCCCGACGACCUUCGACAACAACUACUUCAAGAACCUCGUCAACAAAAAGGGGCUCCUCCACUCCGACCAAGAACUCUUUAACAAUGGCUCGACGAGCUCUCAAGUUACUACUUAUAGUAACAAUCCGAGUACCUUUAACUCGGAUUUUGUUACAGCUAUGAUCAAUAUGGGAGAUAUUAGUCCACUUACAGGGUCGAGUGGAGAGGUUAGGAAGAAUUGUAGGAAGACUAAUUAAAUAGUUGUGUGAGUUUGAUUAAAUGUUGCAAGUGUACUUAGUGAUUGUGAGAUUUUCUUCCUAGUCUUCUUCUUCUUCCUCUUGUUUCUUUCCUUUUAUUUUUUGGGUGCAAUCUUGCUCAUCUGCAACAAGGGAGGUCUUAAUGUUGGGAUGAUGUGUUAAGAUUUGGUGCUGGUUUGCGACUGAAUUGAAAAGAAUGAAAAUGCGAUGAUUUUGA